CUCUCACACACACACACACACACACACACACUUGUUUUUGUGAAAAUUCAGGACAUCUGAAAUAAACCUACAAAAUGGGGACACACCUCUGUGAGAGGUCUACAGAUGAGAUGAAAACAGUUUUGCAUUAAAAAAAUGCACAUAUUAAACUCAUCAAGAGGCUUUUUUAAGGGGUCUGAAAUUUCACAGCAUGGUUUGGACAUUUUCAGGUUCAGGUCAUAUACCACGACAUGUAAACACACACACUCACACACACACACACACACUCUUCAGGGGAGCGACUCUCCUCCUCCGCGAUGCCGGGAUUCGGAGCAGUGAAUAGCGGCGCUUUAACACACACUCUCACACACACUCACACACACUGAGGAUGGAAACAGUGUGUGAGUAAAUCAGAGAGCAACACACACACACACACUCACACACACAGAGCACGGAGGAGAUUUAAACCCCUCUGAGAUCUGGAGAAGAGAGAAACAGCCUGGAUGCUAACGGCGAGGCCGCGGAUGAAGAGGCUAACACAUAGCUGCUAGCGUAAUUAGCCUAGCCUAGCCUAGCCUAGCUUUCUCCUGGAGACGCUGUUGGAUUUCCCCAAACCGCUUCUUGCUGCCUCUCACUGUGGAGUUAAAAACGUCUCGUAGAAAAUAUCGUGAAGAAUCAUUCCAGGAUUCCAUCUCUCACUUUCCCUGUGACUGCUGACUGCCGACCUCUCACUGCCCCUUCCCUGCGCCACUGGCCCUUCGUUGGGCCAGAGCCAUGUGAAGCUUUUCUUAUGCAGCUCCUGAGUGGACUGUAAGACUAUUGCAGUAACACCCCCAACCUCUGGGGGGGCAUCUUUAAGAUCGUCCCCUUUCCCAGUCCUACACUAAAGGUUACAGCCCUUUUCCUUGAACCCUCACCUCAAGAGGACUCCGUUAGGGUUCGCCAUGAUGUUCCGGGACCAGGUGGGGAUUUUGACAGACUGGUUUAAGGGCUGGAAUGAAUGCGAACAGACGGUGGCGCUGUUGUCGCUGCUCAAGAGGGUUUCGAGGACCCAAGCACGAUUCCUCCACAUCUGCCUGGAGCACUGGCUGGCCGACUGCACUGAGAUACACUUACUGGAGGCUGAGGCCAACAAUGCAGCCAUAGUGAGCCAGUGGCAGCAGGAGCCCAAAGAGAAGGCCGUGUCACUGCUGCUCUCACAUCUCCCCCUGCUGCAGCCACGUAACAGCGAGGCCAAGUGCGAGUACAUGAAGCUGCUCCAGCAGGUGCUGAGCCACACCAUCGAGAGCAGCCUGUUUGUGGAGGAGAGCCGCCAACUGCUCUCCUACGCCCUCAUCCACCCGGCCACAACGCUCGAUGAUCGCACCACCCUCGCGCUGUGGCUCAACCACCUUGAGGAGCACUUGUCAGCUCGACCGCCACCUGGACCAUACCACCACCACCAUCACGCCCGACAGGGCUCGGACGAAUGGACAGGUCCAACCGAGUCCCUGGAGGUGGCACAUGCCUGGCACGAUAAACCGCCGUCCACAUGUAGCUCGCCUGCCGGCCAGAACGGGCACAUGGCCUUUCCCGGGGCGGGUGGAGUGCCCUCCCCCAUCAACAGCACAGGCCUUUCUGGUCAGGUACAAACAAGCUCAGUGACACGCACGAUGUCUCUUGUUCCUGCCAACCAGCCGGGCUGCAGCUCGGAUUGGCUCGGCCAGGACGAAGUGGGUGGGCGCCAGGGUGCCACGGGGGCGGAGCAUGCACCACUGUCUCCACAGGGCAGUGUAGCUUCGUCAGGCAGCGAACAAACAGAGGAUCAAACCAACACACGGAACACGUUCCAGGAGGACGGCAGCGGCAUGAAAGAUGUGCCAACGUGGCUAAAGAGUCUCCGUCUGCACAAGUAUGCGUCCCUUUUCUCCCAGAUGAGUUAUGAGGAGAUGAUGGUCCUUACCGAGCAGCAUCUGGAGUCACAGAAUGUGACCAAAGGAGCUCGGCACAAGAUAGCGCUGAGCAUUCAGAAGCUGAGAGAGCGACAGAGCGUCCUCAAGUCUCUCGAAAAGGAUAUCCUUGAAGGCGGGAACGUCCGGAACGCCCUGCAGGAACUUCAGCAGAUCAUCAUCACGCCCAUCAAAGCCUACACCCCGCCCACUUCUGCCCAGAGAGAGGUGGAGCCUGGAGCCACACCCACCGACAAGGCAGCCAAUCCUGUGGAAGAGAAAGACGCGGCUGUAGAGGGCUUUCAGAGCCACAAUCCUCCACCCUGUGACGGGGAGACUUCGUCCACGCCCAUCUCGGAAGGAGACAUUCCUGGGCAGUUUACGCGGGUGAUGGGGAAAGUGUGUACGCAGCUGCUGGUGUCACGGCCGGAUGAGGAGAACAUCAGCUGCUACCUGCAGCUCAUCGAGAAGUGUUCAACACACGAGGCGUUCACAGAGACGCAGAAGAAGCGCUUGGCGUCUUGGAAGCAGCAGGUGCUGAAGCUGCUCCGCCUUUUCCCACGGAAAGCCAUGCUGGACAUGCCCGUGUACCGACAGAAAGGGUGGGCGUAUGGUUCGAACUCUUUGCCCACAGCAGGCUCUGUGGGUGGAGGCGUGUCUCGGCGAGGACAGAGACAGUUCCCCCUGCCCCCUCGUGGAGCUCCGCUUCCCAGCCGCAUGAGCAUCAUCACACACUCUCCACGACACACACUCGCCAACCAGCCGGCCCUCAGCACACAGGGCAGACAGAACCUGUGGUUUGGGAAUCCUGGAGGGAGUAACAGCAUGCCGAGUCAGAGCCGGAGCUCCGUACAGAGAACACACUCCCUCCCUGUACACACAUCUCCACAAACCAUGCUCCUGUUCCAGCAACCAGAAUGCUCUGUUCCAGGGACUGACCUGGAGAUCAACCCCACGCUGGAGUCACUGUGCCUCAGUAUGACUGAACACGCCUUAGGAGAUGGAAUGGACAGAACGUCAACAAUAUGAAAAUAAAAGCAACGGGAGAAAAAAAAAAAAGGAAAUUUUGCGAUCUCACCCUUCUCUUCACGCAUGUGUGGCCCGGAACGCUCAAUCCACGCUAAAAAAAAAAGGAAAAAAAAAAAAAACACCAAACAAUUCACUACAAAAGAAACAGCAAGAAAACGAACCAUGUACAUGUGCUCUUGAUAUUUUUCUACUUUAUUAUACUAAGUUUAUUAUAAAAUGGAAUACAGAUGACUAUUAUAUGAGAGGUGGCGGCGUGUGUGUGGACUGCAAAGUCAGCGUCCUACUCGCAUCCCAGAGGAAAGGAAGAGAAGAGAAACAUCGCCGGGGUGAACGUUGUGCGUAAAUCGAGUGAAAGGUGAAAGGGCACGAGGGCGUGAGCUCGGCUCUGAGGGUUUAAGAGGAGAACGAAUGAUUUGGUGCUGAUUUUAAGGGCUCAUGGCCUGUUCUGUUGCUCAUCCAGGAGUUGUAAACACACACAUACACACAAACACAAAGACACACACACACACAUGGUUUCUGAACCACCUGCAUGUUUAAGCUGCAUUCACAAGGACUUCUUAUUGUCACUCAGAAAAAAACAAAACAAAACAAAAAAAAAACAUGCUAUUCAUUUAAAUAAGAACAAUGCUGAACAGACAGCACCAAAAAUUGCGCCGCGUUGUUCGUUAAAUAAAUAAAAAAAAACGGAACGUACGCCGACACGUUCGCGCGUCAGCCAAUGGGAGAUGAUCUCAGUAAGGCUUCAUUCACGAGGAAGAUGAAGUCCAAACAGUCCUUGUGAACGCGGCCUUAAUGUUCACGGUGAACAUGGAUCAACAUUUCCUUCCUUUUAACCGAUCCCUGCCUUGUGAUGUCAUCAUCGUGCGCCUUUGACUCCUGCUGAUGAACCGGUGUGACUUCCAGGCUCUACAUUUGAACGUUCGUCGCUAGUGUUUAGCUGUUGUCAACCUUUAAAACGCAAAAAAAGAAGACCCAUAAAAAUUAAACAGUUGCUUGAUUGGUUGCAAAAUGUUGAGCUGUAGCUAUGAAUGCGAAGUACUAACAAAAUACUAAACCAGACCGCUUGGUUGAUUUCAUGUAAAUAUGGUCAAUGUUUCAAUAUUUAUUAAUAUUUUGCUUUGUUUAUGGUGUGAGAUGAGAACAACACAACAGCCUACUUACUGAUGGAUAAUAUCUGUGGGAAGAGUCAACGGUGCACAAUGAUGACAUCAGAGACUGGUUCAAAGAAAUGUAGAUGGAGAUCGUGUUCACCAAACACACACACACACACACACUUUGUACUGACACGCUGCAUGAGAAGCUUCUGGGCACUUUGUGAAUUCCGUUGGCAGAAUUAUUAUUUUUUUUUAAUUAUUAAGAGCAACACAAACUCUUUGCAUCAUCGAUGGUUUGUUGUUGGCUUUUUUUUUUUUUUUUUUUUUUGUACCAGUAAUUACUGUUGUGUGAUGACGAAUCUCUGGGGGAGGGAGAACAAUUUCAGCGAUGCGGUUUCGGUCCCGACGCACGACGAGUCACAAACUUUUGACAUUCCAUAUUUGGACGUCUGAAAUUUCCAGGAAGAGCGCGCACGAUAGUCAGCGUGUAGAACAUUGUGAGAACUAUUUAGUACAUGACGGCCCAAGAACAAAACAAAAGGCUAGCUCAGUGAUCAAGCUCAGUGAUUGGCCGAUCGGAGACGACUUAAGCUCCGCCCUUGCUGCCUGUCUCUGGGCGAAAUCACCGCGCCAUCGGGACGUGUUUUUAUCGGAUAAAUUGGCGUGAUCUGAAAAUUCGGUCAGCUUGUUCACUACAAAGUGCACCACUGUAGGGGUUUACAUUCAUGACUUAACGCAUAGUGGAGAGUAUUCACUAUAGAUAUAUCUAUAUCUGUCUUAAUUCGCGUUACGCACUUCAAAUAAAUGUAAGGAAUAAGGAGUCGUGCAGCUUUUACACAAUUGCAGACACGUUUCAGUUUUGGACGAAUCUGUCCUCUUCAUACCUUUAUAUAGGACACCAUAUUUAUAACUUGCUGGCACUUGCGUUUUUGGAAAAAGAAAAAAAAAAUCAACCGAUCACUACAGAUGCUACGCCAGAGUUUGGCUCACAUGACUCGCUAAAUCUUAAGAAAGUUUGGAAGUCUUUAUUUCUUGCAUUGAUGUGUUUACAAAGCAGAGAGACACUUAAAACUGAUCUUUAUGAAGCAGUCGGUGGUGGAGGUUUUUUUUUUUUUAUAUAUAUAUAUAUAAAAGGCGGAGCUGGACUCAUAUGUUCCUUUUCUUUUUUUUUUUUUCUUUUUUUUUUUUCUUCCCCCUUUCUCAAGCCAAUAUACCCUUUCACUCACCCCCCCCCUCUCUCUCUCUCCCUCUCCCUCACUCCCUCACUCUCUCAACCCAGCCCUGGUUUGUAUUAUUUUUUUCUUCCCUCCUCAUCUUCAUCCUCCCUCCCUUACAGUCAAGAGAUUUUAUGACUCACAACACAAAAAGGUGCUUAUAUAUAAAUAUAUAUAUAUAAUAAAUUUGUUUUUUUGUUUGUUCCGGGUCUCAUAUAAUAACCUCCAAUGGUACAGCCCGCUAGCGUGAUGAACUGUAAAAGUCUUAAAGGCCAUUUAAAAAAAAAAAAAAAAAAAAAGAAAGAAAGAAAA
This is a messenger RNA of Pangasianodon hypophthalmus (striped catfish), 5556 nucleotides long. Its product is annotated as protein Smaug homolog 2. Gene Ontology annotation, biological process: regulation of mRNA stability; nuclear-transcribed mRNA poly(A) tail shortening; negative regulation of translation. Bases 924 to 2936 code for a protein of 670 amino acids. Gene Ontology annotation, molecular function: mRNA binding; protein binding; translation repressor activity. The transcript is spliced from 13 exons. Gene Ontology annotation, cellular component: P-body. Lineage: Eukaryota; Metazoa; Chordata; Actinopteri; Siluriformes; Pangasiidae. The record is from RefSeq and is a predicted model, not a curated record.